Gopherus flavomarginatus (Mexican gopher tortoise) is the source of this 6653-nucleotide messenger RNA. RefSeq names its product dedicator of cytokinesis 4 (gene DOCK4). The coding region runs from base 87 to 6155 and encodes 2022 amino acids. The transcript is spliced from 54 exons. The record is from RefSeq and is a predicted model, not a curated record. Gene Ontology annotation, molecular function: GTPase activator activity; small GTPase binding; guanyl-nucleotide exchange factor activity. Gene Ontology annotation, cellular component: cytoplasm; plasma membrane. Gene Ontology annotation, biological process: cell chemotaxis; small GTPase-mediated signal transduction. NCBI's taxonomy places the organism in Eukaryota, Metazoa, Chordata, Testudines, Testudinidae.
GCAGCGGCAGCGGCGGCGCUGGGCAGAGCGGCUCGCUGGCCGCCGCUGCGCUCAUUGUUCGGAGAGGGACAAGCUACGCUGUGAGCAUGUGGAUCCCUACAGAGCACGAGAAAUACGGCGUGGUGAUAGCCAGUUUUCGAGGAACAGUCCCACAUGGCUUAUCAUUGGAGAUUGGAGACACAGUUCAAAUACUAGAAAAAUGUGAUGGCUGGUACAGAGGAUUUGCGGUAAAAAACCCAAAUAUCAAGGGUAUAUUUCCAUCCAACUAUAUCCACCUGAAAAAUGCAUGUGUUAAGAACAAAGGGCAGUUUGAAAUGGUUAUUCCAACAGAAGACUCCGUUAUCACAGAGAUGACAUCAACUUUAAGAGACUGGGGGACCAUGUGGAAACAACUUUAUGUGAGAAAUGAAGGGGAUCUUUUUCAUCGACUAUGGCACAUAAUGAAUGAAAUCCUGGACCUGAGAAGGCAGGUGCUUGUUGGCCAUCUCACCCAUGACCGGAUGAAGGAUGUAAAACGGCAUAUCACUGCUCGCCUAGAUUGGGGCAAUGAGCAAUUGGGGCUAGACUUGGUUCCAAGAAAAGAAUAUGCUAUGGUGGAUCCUGACGAGAUCAGUAUUACAGAACUCUAUAGGCUGAUGGAGCAUCGUCAUCGAAAGAAAGACACUCCUAUCCCAGCAAGCAGCCACCAUCUUUUUGUGCAGAUGAAGAGUCUGAUGUGCUCCAAUCUGGGAGAGGAACUGGAAGUUAUCUUCUCACUGUUUGAUAGUAAAGAGAAUCGACCAAUCAGCGAGAGGUUUUUUUUAAGACUGAAUAGGAAUGGUUUGCCAAAAUGUCCAGAGAAGCCAGAAAGACAUUGUUCUCUCUUUGUGGAUUUGAGUAGCAGUGAACUCAGGAAGGACAUCUACAUCACUGUGCACAUUAUCCGCAUAGGCCGAAUGGGAGCUGGAGAAAAGAAAAAUGCUUGCAACAUACAGUACCGACGGCCCUUUGGCUGUGCAGUCCUCAGCAUUGCAGAUCUACUGGCAGGAGACUCAAAGGAUGACCUUAUCUUAAAAGUAUACAUGUGCAACACAGAGAGUGAUUGGUAUCAGAUCCAUGAAAACAUCAUCAAAAAGCUAAAUGUUCGUUACAACUUGACAGGCUCCAAUGCUGGUCUGGCAGUUUCUCUUCAACUGUUUCAUGGAGACAUUGAACAAAUUAGGAGAGAUUACACAUCUAUGUUUACUCAUGGGGUAUCGAUAACAAGGAAGCUGGGUUUUUCCAAUAUUAUCAUGCCUGGCGAAAUGAGGAAUGAUUUAUACAUCACUAUAGAAAGAGGAGAAUUUGAAAAAGGAGGAAAAAGUGUGGCCAGAAACGUGGAAGUGAUGAUGCACAUUGUGGACAGUGGUGGCCAAAUUUUAAAGGAUUUUAUCUCCUUUGGCUCUGGAGAACCGCCAGCUAGCAAGUUCCAUUCCUUUGUGCUUUAUCACAACAACAGUCCCAGAUGGGCUGAGCUUCUGAAACUUCCUAUUCCUGUGGAUAAGUUCAGGGGAGCACACAUCCGCUUCGAAUUUCGGCAUUGUUCUACAAAAGAAAAGGGUGAGAAGAAGUUGUUUGGCUUUUCUUUCGUGCCCCUGAUGCAGGAAAAUGGGAGGACAUUGCCAGAUGGCACUCAUGAACUCAUUGUGCACAAGUGUGAAGAAAACACAAACCUUCAGGAUUCUAGUCGCUACCUCAAACUCCCCUUUUCAAAGGGAAUUCUCCUAGGGAAUAACCACCAAGCAAUAAAAGCUACUAAAGAGUCUUUCUGGAUUACGUCUUUUCUCUGCUCCACUAAACUCACGCAAAAUGGGGAUAUGCUUGACCUUCUUAAGUGGAGAGCCCACCCAGACAAAAUUGCAGGCUGCCUCACAAAACUAAAAGAAAUCGAUGGUUCAGAAAUAGUAAAGUUUCUUCAAGACACACUGGAUACUUUAUUUGGCAUUUUAGAUGAAAAUUCCCAAAAAUAUGGGUCAAAAGUAUUUGAUUCUUUGGUUCACAUAAUAAAUUUGCUGCAGGACAGCAAGUUUCAUCAUUUUAAGCCAGUAAUGGACACUUACAUUGAAAGUCAUUUUGCAGGUGCACUUGCAUACAGAGAUCUCAUAAAAGUACUUAAGUGGCAUGUUGAUCGAGUAACAGACAUGGAGAUACAAGAGCAUAUCCAUGAAGUGUUAAAGGCACAAGAAUAUAUCUUUAAAUAUAUAGUUCAGUCUCGGAGGCUCUUCUCGCUUGCCACUGGUGGACAAAAUGAGGAGGAAUUCCGCUGCUGUAUUCAAGAGCUGCUUAUGUCAAUACGAUUUUUCCUUUCCCAAGAGAGUAAAGGAGCUAGCGCUUUAUCUCAAUCACAAGCUGUGUUUCUCUGCUCCUUCCCAGCUGUAUACUCUGAGCUGCUGAAGCUCUUUGAUGUGCGAGAGGUGGCAAACUUGGUGCAUGAUACUCUAGGCAGCUUGCCAACCAUCAUGCAUGUGGAUGAAUCCCUUCAAGCUGUUAAACUGCAGUGCAUUGGUAAAACAGUGGAAAGUCAACUAUACACUAAUCCAGAUUCCAGAUAUAUUCUUCUUCCAGUAGUUUUACAUCACCUCCACAUGCAUUUACAAGAGCAGAAGGAUCUUACAAUGUGUGCACGUAUCCUUAGCAACAUAUUUUGUUUCAUAAAGAAAAAUAGCUCAGAAAAAUCCAUCUUGGAAGAAAUAGAUGUGAUUGUGAACAGCCUGCUAGAUAUACUGCUGAGAACCAUAUUAGAGAUCACAAGCAGACCUCAGCCGUCAGGGUCUGCAAUGCACCUGCAGUUUCAAGAUGUGACUGGGGAAUUUGUUUCCUGUCUCUUGUCACUAUUACGACAAAUGACAGACAGACAUUACCAGCAACUUCUUGAUAGAUUCAACACAAAGGAUGAGCUGAGAGAUUUCCUGCUGCAAAUUUUUACUGUGUUUCGAAUACUCAUACGACCUGAGAUGUUUCCAAAAGACUGGACUGUGAUGCGUUUGGUUGCUAACAAUGUUAUUAUUACAACAGUCCUGUAUCUUUCGGAUGCCCUUCGUAAGAACUUCCUAAAUGAAAACUUUGAUUAUAAGAUCUGGGAUUCCUACUUUUACCUUGCUGUCAUUUUUAUAAACCAAUUAUGUCUGCAACUGGAGAUGUUCACACCUUCCAAGAAGAAAAAGGUGUUGGAAAAAUAUGGUGACAUGCGGGUAACAAUGGGGUGUGAAAUCUUCAGCAUGUGGCAAAAUUUAGGGGAACAUAAACUUCACUUCAUCCCAGCUCUCAUUGGCCCCUUCCUAGAAGUGACACUGAUACCUCAGCCUGACCUGCGGAAUGUAAUGAUCCCCAUUUUCCAUGACAUGAUGGAUUGGGAACAAAGGCGCAGUGGCAACUUCAAACAGGUGGAGGCGAAACUGAUUGACAAAUUGGAUAGCUUGAUGUCAGAAGGCAAAGGUGACGAAACGUACCGAGAGCUCUUCAACAGCAUAAUUCCACUGUUUGGUCCCUAUCCUAGCCUCCUGAAGAAAAUUGAGCGGGAAACGUGGAGAGAAAGUGGUGUUUCAUUAAUUGCCACUGUGACUCGACUAAUGGAAAGGUUACUGGACUACAGGGACUGCAUGAAAAUAGGAGAAGUGGAUGGUAAAAAGAUUGGCUGCACUGUUAGCCUGUUGAACUUUUAUAAGACCGAACUGAAUAAGGAGGAGAUGUAUAUUCGCUAUAUCCAUAAGCUAUACGACCUGCAUCUGAAGGCACAAAACUUCACAGAGGCUGCCUACACACUGCUGCUAUACGAUGAGCUAUUAGAAUGGUCUGACCGACCAUUGAGAGAAUUUCUAAACUAUCCCAUGCAAACAGAGUGGCAGCGCAAAGAGUAUCUUCACCUUACAAUCAUCCAGAACUUUGACCGGGGAAAGUGUUGGGAGAAUGGCAUCAUCUUAUGCAGGAAGAUUGCAGAGCAGUACGAGAGCUAUUAUGACUACAGAAAUCUCAGCAAGAUGAGGAUGAUGGAAGCUUCUUUGUAUGAUAAAAUCAUGGAUCAACAACGUUUGGAGCCAGAGUUUUUCAGAGUUGGAUUUUAUGGGAAAAAGUUUCCAUUUUUCUUGAGAAACAAGGAGUUUGUUUGCCGAGGACAUGACUAUGAGAGAUUGGAGGCUUUCCAACAGCGAAUGUUGAAUGAGUUCCCACAUGCCAUUGCGAUGCAACAUGCCAAUCAGCCAGAUGAGACGAUCUUUCAGGCAGAAGCACAGUAUCUGCAGAUCUAUGCAGUGACACCAAUUCCUGAAAGCCAGGAGGUCCUGCAGAGAGAGGGUAUCCCAGAUAACAUCAAGAGUUUUUAUAAAGUGAAUCACAUCUGGAGAUUCCGAUAUGACAGGCCAUUCCACAAAGGGACCAAAGACAAGGAGAAUGAAUUCAAGAGUCUAUGGGUGGAAAGAACAACAUUGAUCUUAGUGCAGAGUUUGCCUGGGAUUUCCCGCUGGUUCGAAGUGGAAAAACGUGAAGUAGUGGAAAUGAGUCCCCUUGAGAAUGCUAUUGAAGUGCUAGAAAAUAAGAACCAGCAGCUGAGAACUCUGAUUAGUCAGUGUCAGACCCGACAGAUGCAGAAUAUAAACCCACUCACAAUGUGUCUAAAUGGGGUCAUAGAUGCAGCAGUUAAUGGUGGAGUUGCUAGGUACCAAGAGGCAUUCUUUGUGAAGGAAUAUAUCCUGAACCACCCAGAGGAUGGGGAGAAGAUCACACGCUUGAGAGAGCUGAUGCUUGAGCAGGCCCAGAUUCUAGAAUUUGGAUUAGCUGUACAUGAGAAGUUUGUGCCUCAGGAUAUGAGACCUUUACACAAAAAGCUAGUAGAUCAGUUCUUUGUGAUGAAGUCAAGUUUGGGAAUACAGGAAUUCUCUGCAUGUGUGCAAGCUAGUCCUGUUCACUUCCCAAAUGGAAGCCCUCGUGUAUGUAGAAAUUCAGUGCCUGCUUCUAUGAGCCCAGAUGGUGCCAGGGUAAUUCCUAGGCGCAGUCCGUUAAGUUACCCAGCUGUAAACAGAUAUUCAUCCUCAUCAUUGUCAUCACAAGCCUCUGCUGAAGUCAGCAAUAUCACUGGGCAAUCAGAAAGCUCCGACGAAGUUUUCAACAUGCAGCCAAGUCCAUCUACCUCAAGCUUGAGUUCUACUCAUUCCGCUUCACCGAAUGUGACCAGCUCUGCCCCAUCCAGUGCCAGAGCUUCUCCUUUGUUGUCUGACAAACAUAAACAUUCCAGAGAAAAUUCUUGCCUGUCCCCAAGAGAGAGACCAUGCAGUGCCAUCUACCCAAUUCCUGCAGAACCUUCACAGCCUGUACACUUUUGCUUUGCCAAGUGGAAUGUGGCCUCCGUUCCCCGCUGUACCAGAGAUUCACCAAGAGAGCAUGAGGAGCCGCUAGGCCCAAUCUCCACUCUCCCAGAGGCUCACCUGACAGGAAAAUCUCCCAAUCUAUCUCUACCCUCAGUGUCCCCAGACCAGAGAAUGCUGUUUAAUCAUAUUGGAGAUGGUGCUUUGCCCCGAAGUGAUCCUAACCUGGCUGGCCCUGAGAAAGCUGUAAACACCACCCCCAGCAGCUGGAGUCUGGACAGUGGAAAAGAAGCCAGGAACAUGUCAGAAAGUGGAAAGCUUAUGUCUCCCCCUGUGCCACCAAGACCCACACAAACUGCUUCACCAGCAAGGCAUGUAGCUUCAGUUUCCCCUUCUCCUGCUGGCAGAUCGCCAAUGAAGGGAUCCAUGCAAUCAUUUACCCCAUCUCCAGUGGAAUGUCAUUCCUCGGGGCUCAUAUCCAACUCCCCAGUCUUGUCAGGAAGUUACAGCAGUGGAAUCUCUUCACUUAGCCGAUGUAGCACAUCAGAAACUUCUGGCUUUGAAAGUCAAGGGAGUGAACAAACUAUUCCAAACUACAGUGUUUCUGAGGAGCCGAUGAGAAAAGAAAGUAAAACUCCACCACCUUACAGCGUUUAUGAACGAACUUUGAGACGGCCUGUUCCGCUACCUCACAGCCUCUCCAUCCCUGUCACUUCAGAUCCACCAGCACUGCCACCCAAACCCCUGCUGGCGCGGCCAAACAAUCUGGAAAACAGCAGCCGGAGGACUGAACAGGUUCCUCGGCCCAGGCCUCUUCCUCGGAAAGUGUCUCAGUUAUAAGACGUCACUUUUAUAUUUACUUGCAAUGAAUUAUUUACCGUUUACGAAAUAAUAUUUAAAAAAAGUAAAAUACAUUUAGUGUGGGCACUUUAAUAUUUUACCCAAUUUUUCUUUUAAAUGAUUUUUAAAAUGCUUAUUAAUAUUAUGUUGCACAUUAUUAAAUAAAAUUAAUAAUUUUGAUUGCCAGAUAUUCAUGCAGGAAGCAUGAAUGAGAGAAUUUUGUUAAUUUCAAGGUGGUAAAUAUGGAUGCAUAGCUUUUUGGUAUCUUAUGUUCAUUUUCAUAAAAUAUAAUUUAAUUAAAUCUAAAACCCCACAAGCUCUCAUUUGCAUUAGUUGUGUGCUUCUUACAAAAUGUAGACUAUGCUAACUGAGCUAAUUACUAGAAAUAAAUGCACACUUUCUAACAACAUUGUUUGUAGGCUAGGACAUUUCUGCAAGUAGACUGAAGGUUGUUCCCAUUUCCCCAUGAGCAAGUUGGUCAAUUCAAGUAUCUGUGCG